GGACCCUUUUUCUCGGUUAUUCACUACUGGACUAGCACGACAAGCGCAUCUGCGAUACGCUUGACAGUGCCUCACGACCUCUCGGCUCGUCGACCGAAUGGGAAAUGUUUUAGACCGUAAACCAACUCACUGAUCAAAGUACAAGUUUCACGAACCACUUCAGCAACAACAUCAUCGGCGUGGAGGGUGAAGCAAGUGAUGGAUAUGGGAAACCGCAACGUUGCCAAGCGCAAUGAGGAAGAGGAGGAGAUUCGAGAUGUCCGCCGACAGAUGCAAGAUGCCGAAGCAGCAAACGCUCAAGCUGUCGCCGCCGCCGCAGCGAAGCAAGCUGGAGCACCAAAUGCCAACGCGCUGCCUCUCGACCCAAACCAGCUUCUCUCAGUCCUCGGCCUGCUUAGCGGCCAACCUCAAGCCACGCCAGCAGCACCUGGACAGCCUGGAGCCACGGGAUUGCCUCCGAACAACAAUGCCAACGUACCGACAGUGACCAUCUUCGUGACGGUGACGCCUCCGGCUGCGACACAGACUGUGAUGAUCAUGGUCCCGACAACAGUCACGGUGACUGCGACACCGGUAGCGCCGCCCCCGGUCAAUCAGCCUCCUCCACCACCACCGGCCCCGCCAGUCCAGACAUCACCACCGCCGCCAGCGCCUCCGAUGAGUACUCCGCCGCCUCCUCCUCCGCCGGUAGUCGCGCCUCCACCACCACCACCCCCUCCACCAGCUAGCGGGCUCACUAUGCCUCUUGUCGGAGCCAGCCCAUUCCCGAUGCCGCCUCCCCCGGCGUCGGUGUCUGCCCCCAUGUCUUCAGCAUCAUCAACGGGUACUCCCAAGGGAGCGGGCGGUACUCCCACGGCUGUUGUGUUAUUAGGUGUCUUUGGAGGUGUUGAGAGUCCAGCUGGUGUGUCACUCUUGGCAAUGGGAGCGUUUGUGUAUGGCUUGAUGAGAAGAAGAAAGAAUAAGACUGAAGCAGAGAUCCUGUGUACCGUAGGCGCUGACGAGUUAUCAGACUGCGAGCGUUCAGAGCAUGCAGAUCGGAAGGCCUAUGCCCUCCUGAUUUCUUCAACAGAAUCAGUGAGGCAUGGUGUUGUAGACUUUUCCCAGAUUAUUGGCGGUGUCAUCAAGGCAACUUCAUGGUCUAGAGUUGAUAGCAAAACCUGA
Messenger RNA from Colletotrichum godetiae, 1161 nucleotides. RefSeq lists its product as uncharacterized. NCBI's taxonomy places the organism in Eukaryota, Fungi, Ascomycota, Sordariomycetes, Glomerellales, Glomerellaceae. The coding region runs from base 199 to 1161 and encodes 320 amino acids. The transcript is spliced from 3 exons. The record is from RefSeq and is a predicted model, not a curated record.